AUGAUACGUUCCGGAUUAAGCACCAGAAAUAUUUACAAGAACAAAAAAGAUCAUCAACAGACGAUACGAAGCGAUGAAGUGAAGUUGAACUGGAACAAAAAUGCUGUACAACCUUUUUGGCGAGUACAGUCGGGUGAAAACGGCACAACGUACGGUGGAACUGCCGAUGUCAGACAGCAAUGUUACGAAAUUGACUACUGCACCACUGGGUUCUCACCACGAAAAGAUACAGUCGAAGAUGCGGAUCACAAGUACAGAGUGGCCAAGGGAAACGGGAAAUUUAAAAUGUAG
This is a messenger RNA of Necator americanus (New World hookworm), 291 nucleotides long. RefSeq lists its product as uncharacterized. The record is from RefSeq and is a predicted model, not a curated record. The coding region runs from base 1 to 291 and encodes 96 amino acids. The transcript has a single exon. Lineage: Eukaryota; Metazoa; Nematoda; Chromadorea; Rhabditida; Ancylostomatidae.